AUACGUUACUAUACCUGCUAUCGUAUCGAAGUUACACAUUGAAGCCUUUUAGCAAACAUCAAAUUCUAGUGAUAAGAACUAGUGUAGAUAAGUUUCUAGCCAGCUAAACCACAAGUAUUAUUGUAAUAGAUCAUUUGCUCAGUAGUAAAAUUAGAGACCAUGCACUACUUCUUUUUGCGUACGUAAUUGGAUUAAAAUAUACGCAUUGCUUCGAAAAGGAAUGAAAAUUCGCACAGACAGCAAUUUUUAUUGCCAGAAAUAUAGUUUUGAAUCGGCGAAAACCUUAAUUAUAACAUUGCUACCUAAAACGCUUUGCUAUCAGUUUUGUUAGUCCAAUUAGAAUUGGUAGACGUUUACAUUAUAUCAACAGCCGAUUUAAUCAUUCAUAACAAAAUGCUCCAGAAAAGAUUUAUGAGAAUUGUCUACCUGUUAAUUUUUUUGGUUGUACUGAUACUACUUUAUAAGAGCUUCUCAAAUGCACCAGAAUCAAACCAGAUAGCGGAGGAUUCUAUAGUGCCGCUUUCCGAAGCACCGGUUUACAUGAUGGUCUUCUACGAGGCGCUCUGUCCGGAUUCGAAAAACUUCAUCAUCAACCAGUUGCAACCAACAUUUGCACGAGCAUCUAGCUUCAUCGAAAUUCAAUUCGUGCCGUACGGCAAAGCGAAGACCAGCACCAGAACUGACGGUUCGCUCUCGUUCGAGUGCCAGCAUGGUCCAAUCGAGUGUACGGCGAAUAUGAUCCAUGCGUGCGUGAUUGAAGCGGUUCACGAUGCCAAAACUCGGCUAAACAUGGUUGCCUGUAUGAUUCGUGACAACAUGAUUCCGAAGGAUGCAUUCAACCGUUGUGCCAGAGAGCAUUCCGUAGAAAUUGAGUCCAUUCAGAAGUGCUUCGACAGUCCCCAUGCGGCAGAGCUGCUUAAACUGCACGGGGAUGCAACAAACGCAUUACGGCCAGCGCCGACGUUCAUUCCAACGAUCACCCUGGAUGGUCAACAGGGACGACAAGCUUCUAUACUGAAGGAUCUGUUCGGGGAAGUAUGCAAGGUUGCUUCCGGACGGGGACCGAAGCCUGCGGUGUGCGAAUGAUAGCAAAUGGUUCUCUAUUCCAUAAGCCGAUUCCUACGGUUCGACGUGUACGAAGAGAUACGACAAAUUCCAAAGCGCAUCCAGCGCUCGAUUCUACUGCUGGUGCAGUAAACCAAUUUCACUAGCUUCAAAUCUGAAUGUGUUUUGUUUGUAAUAACAAUGAUGCCCUCCAUAGACUAUUUAUAACAUCGAUUAGGUUCUAUUCCAUGCGCUCUCUCUCUAGUUGUAAUUAGAGGCGAAUGAACUGAAAAGUUUAAAACCUCUAUAAUUCAUCACGUUCGUUCUAGUUGUAAAAUUAUGGUUUCCCCAUUUUCAGUACGGUGUAGCAAAUAUUGAAAUUAUAAAGUAACACGAUAUUCAAAUUUUUGGAAUAUAAAUCAGUCAUAUUUUAAAUGUUAUCAUCGUAGCUGCAGGUAUUAGCUAUUUAAACUUGGUGUUUAGAAUGAAACUAUCAUCUGGUUGUUUAGUAUGUAGAACACAAUGGUGCAGUGACUUAUAUAGAUUUUAGACAAUUGGCUGAACCGAAUGUUGAAUAUGAAUUAACCUGUAUUAAUAUUUGAAUACAUAUAACAUUCAUCCUGGUCUAAGUAGGUCCCAUAAGUCAUACAAUGUUGAACUAGUAGCAGUAGUUAUGAUAGCCGACUGAUAAUGUAUAAAAUUACAGACAUUCAAAUUAAAUUUACUGGUCCCAGAGA
Toxorhynchites rutilus septentrionalis is the source of this 1781-nucleotide messenger RNA. RefSeq names its product gamma-interferon-inducible lysosomal thiol reductase. NCBI's taxonomy places the organism in Eukaryota, Metazoa, Arthropoda, Insecta, Diptera, Culicidae. The record is from RefSeq and is a predicted model, not a curated record. The coding region runs from base 394 to 1086 and encodes 230 amino acids. The transcript has 3 exons. Gene Ontology annotation, molecular function: oxidoreductase activity, acting on a sulfur group of donors, disulfide as acceptor.